Molecule: messenger RNA, 1377 nt
Organism: Oldenlandia corymbosa var. corymbosa
Lineage: Eukaryota; Viridiplantae; Streptophyta; Magnoliopsida; Gentianales; Rubiaceae
Source: the annotation of a GenBank genome assembly
AUGGCUACAAGGUUUGCUCUUAAAUUGCUCAAACAGAGUGUUUCUAAUGUUGUUAGACAGAAGCCAAAUGUUGUUCCCAGAUAUCAUUACUGCACCAAUGCUGCUCCUACUCCUCCUCCUCGUAAAAUUCCUCAUUCCUCCAAAAAAGGCAGACUAUUUACUGGUGCCACCCUUGCACUACUUAUAGGUGGAGGUGCUUAUGCGAGCACAGUGGAUGAAGCUACUUUCUGUAGCUGGAUGUUCAACGCAACAAAACUUGUAAAUCCAUUCUUUGCAUUCCUUGACCCUGAGGUUGCCCACAGAUUAGCUGUAUCAGCUGCUGCUCGUGGGUGGGUCCCUAGGGAAAAAAGACCAGAUCCUUCAAUGUUGGGUGUCGAACUAUGGGGUAAGAGGUUCUCGAAUCCUAUCGGACUGUCUGCUGGUUUUGAUAAGAAUGCUGAAGCUGUGGAAGGGUUACUUGGGCUGGGUUUUGGUUUUGUGGAGGUGGGCUCAGUAACUCCAGUUCCUCAGGAAGGCAAUCCCAAGCCUCGGAUUUUCAGAUUGCCUAAAGAAGGUGCUAUAAUCAAUAGAUGCGGCUUCAAUAGUGAAGGAAUUGUUGCUGUAGCAAAGAGGUUAGGAGCCCAACACGGGAAGAGGAAAUUGGAAACGUCAACCACUUCAUCACCAGCCGAAGAUGAUGUGAAGCAAGGAGGAAAGGCUGGACCCGGGAUUCUUGGAGUCAACCUCGGGAAAAAUAAGACUAGUGAAGAUGCAGCUGCAGAUUACGUGCAAGGUGUUCAUACAUUAUCUCAGUACGCCGAUUAUUUGGUGAUCAAUGUCUCAUCUCCAAAUACUCCUGGACUGCGCCAACUGCAAGGAAGGAAACAAUUGAAGGACCUGGUUAAGAAGGUUCAAGCUGCUCGUGAUGAAAUGCAAUGGGGUGAGGAAGGACCACCUCCGUUGCUUGUGAAAAUUGCACCCGAUCUAUCCCGUCAAGAUCUUGAAGAUAUUGCUGCAGUUGCCCUUGCUUUGCGAUUGGAUGGAUUGAUUAUAUCAAAUACAUCAAUACAACGACCAGAUUCCGUGAGUAAAAACCCUGUGGCGCAAGAAACAGGUGGCUUGAGUGGGAAGCCGAUUUUUCCUCUCUCCACCAAUAUACUAAAGGAAAUGUAUAUUCUUACCAAGGGAAAAAUUCCAUUAAUUGGCUGUGGAGGUAUUAGCAGUGGUGAGGAUGCAUACAAGAAAGUAAGAGCAGGAGCUUCUCUAGUUCAGCUAUAUACAGCUUUUGCAUAUGGUGGACCUGCUUUGAUACCUCAGCUCAAGGCUGAACUUGCUCAAUGUCUUGAGAGGGAUGGUUUUAAGUCUAUCUAUGAAGCAGUUGGUGCAGAUUGUAGAUGA